GAAUACUGUUCAGUUAUGGAUUCUAUCGGAGACUUUCGAGACACAGAUUGUGAGACGCGCAGGAGCUUCAUAUGCUACCACUCAGACCUCUAUGGUCAGACAUACAGCAAAUACGUGUUGGUCAAUCUGCAGAAGUCCUGGAGAGAGGCUCAGAGUUACUGCAGAAAGUCUUACACAGAGUUGGUCAGCGUGAGGAACAAGGAGGAGAACUGUCAGAUCCAGAAGCUGAUUCCUGCAGGAGAUGUCUCAUACAUGGGGCUUUUCAAAGACGCUUUCGUCUGGUCCGAUAACAGCACGUCUUCUUUCAGGAACUGGCAUUCCAGUCAGCCGGAUGGAUCGGGAGACUGUGUGGUGCAUUUACGACAAAGCAGACUGUGGGAUGAUCUGGAUUGCAGUCAAACGAAUCCCUUCUUCUGCUACGACAGAACAGUGGUUAGACAGAUACUGAGAAUAAAGGUGGAAUCGGAUCAGAAUGUGAAUGAUCCAGAUAUAACGGCCACAAUCCUUCAGGAGAUUAAGCAGAAGCUGAUAUUUCAGGGUUUGUCAGCGCAUGCUUAUCUGCAGUGGAAGCAGCAAACAAAUGGAGACGUCUUCCAAAGAGAAGAGAAGACGAGAAAGACAUGAGAUCACAGAUCAUCUUCUUUUCACCCAUCAAUACAGGGCAAGAUUUUCUGAAAGAGACGAUAAUUGACUGAAUCAAUGUGGAAAAAACUAAAAAUGUCUCUUGACUUUUGCAAUCAGUUUUUGGAUCUUGAUCCACCAGAUGAGAAAAAAGCUGUUCUGUAGUUUCCUUAAAGCUAAAUUUAAUCACUAUAUUUAAAGUCCGCUUUAAACAAUGAUUGUAACUUUAAUGUUAAAACACUAUAAAAUGUCUUAAUGUCCAUCACUGAAC
Molecule: messenger RNA, 892 nt
Organism: Carassius carassius (crucian carp)
Lineage: Eukaryota; Metazoa; Chordata; Actinopteri; Cypriniformes; Cyprinidae
Product: macrophage mannose receptor 1
Exons: 4
Coding region: 16-624 (202 amino acids)
Source: RefSeq, a predicted model, not a curated record